AUGGUUGGUCAAAACGCAAUCUUGCACCAUUACUUGGCCACCCUAGUUAUACGAUACCUCUUCUCUAUUUUCAUUGGUUCUCCAAUGCCUGUUCCUGCUACCUACGCUUGGGCGACAGAUCCCAAACGUUUGGGAUUUUGCCAUCGCUGA
This is a messenger RNA of Heterobasidion irregulare TC 32-1, 150 nucleotides long. RefSeq lists its product as uncharacterized. The record is from RefSeq and is a predicted model, not a curated record. The transcript has a single exon. NCBI's taxonomy places the organism in Eukaryota, Fungi, Basidiomycota, Agaricomycetes, Russulales, Bondarzewiaceae. The coding region runs from base 1 to 150 and encodes 49 amino acids.